AAAAUGUGAACCAAGAAAGAGAGGAACCGGCAACUGCUGUUGCUAAAGAGGCCGCUACGCAACUAACUAAAAAUAAGCACACAAUUAGCCAGAGUACUUAGUACAAACCGAGCGAGAGAUCGGCUGAGGGAAAUUCUGUGGCCGGCGAGACAGAGAGAGAGAGGAAGAGAGGAAUCGCAUCUCCUGGGUAUUUAUAAUUGGCGACUCCAAGUAAUGAGUCUGGCAGUCACUGGGAGCGGUCGCUUUAGGCAGAGGAGACGACACGUAAUCGAAAACAAUGCAAGAUUACAGCGAAAAGUUGAACGUUGUCACCAAUGAGAAGCUGGGCAGGCAUUUGGUGGUCAGCGAGCGGAUUGAGCUGGGCGAGACGUUGCUGGAGGAGCAGCCGUUGCUGGUGGCGCCUCAUUGGGAGUGUGGCCAGCUGAAGUGCUCCCAGUGCCUGCAGGAAUCGUACAUUAUAUGCCGAAAGUGUCAGGUGUAUCCAUUGUGCAUGGACUGCAGUGAUCACGAUGCCUUCGAGUGCGAGUUCUUUGCCAGCGGUGCUGGCAGUAGGAUCAGUAAGGAUCUCCUGGUCAAGAACUACAACAUUUGUGCGCUAUUGAAGCUGCUGCUGUUGCUCGAGAAUCCGGAUAAGCGGGAUCUUUGCCAGCCGCUUGUGGAUAGACCUAUCAAACUGGAGGAUUAUCGGAAUGAGGACGGCAUGUGGCAGGAGCAUGAGGAGCAGGUAGUGCGUCCCAUAAUGGCCAGCGGAUUAGUAGAGGCUUUACCUGAGCAACAGCUGACACCAGAUAUAAUCCACGCCCACUGCAUCCGCAUUGACAGCAACGCCUUCGAGGUAACCGCCCGCGAUGGGGACACCUUGAAGGGAGUCUAUGUGUGGGGCGCCAGUCUGCCGCAUCAUUGUGUGCCCAACACAGUGGUCGCUCUGGACGAGCAGUUCAACAUGAAGCUGUAUGCUGCAGUGCCGCUGGAUACUGGCGCCAUCGUUCACACCUCCUACACCAAUCCGUUGAUGGGAACGAGUCAGCGACAGCAUCAGUUGUGUCUCUCCCGGCACAUGGAUUGUGCCUGCUCCCGCUGCCUGGAUCCCACUGAAUUGAACACUCAUAUGAGCAGCAUGAAGUGCAGGGAUUGUCCCAAUGGUUAUGCUGUCUGUGAGCUGCUGGGAACUGGCGAUUGGCGCUGCUUAAAUGCAGAUUGUGGAGCUCUUAUGCCAGCGGUGGAUGUCCAUGAACUGCUCACCGAGGUGGGCAGCGCUUUGGUCGAGGCCAAGGGCGAGUUGAGUGCCUACGAAGAUUUGCUCGCUCAGCACCAGCAACUCUUUCAUCCCAAUCACUUUCUAUUGCUGGACAUUAAGCAGAAUAUUGCCAGCAUUCUGCGUGCUGCGGCCUUAAUGAAUUCCCUCAAUGAUCCCUGCAAGAAGCUGCUGUCACGCCGUGUGGAACUGUGUGGUGACCUCUUGCCAGUUUGUCGCGCCGUCGUGCCUGGAAUCUCCAAGCUAUAUGCCAUUGCGCUCUUCGAGUACCUGCUGGCCUUUGUGGAGCUUACGGAACUACAGUUUGCCGAGGGCGAUGUGGACAAAAAGGAGUAUGCGGCUCUACUGAUGCGUGCACGUUCGGUGGCCAAGGAGGCGUUGGAUUUACUGCAGUUCGAACCGGAAAACUCAGCAGAGGGCUUUCUAACCGAACGCAUUGGUAUGGAGCUCGAGAGGAUCGAGUCGGAUCUAAUGAAAUAUGGAAAACUUUAAACAAUCGAAGCUUAUGAAUAAAAGUUAAUAAUAUUUAAUGAAAACCAGAAA
Molecule: messenger RNA, 1798 nt
Organism: Drosophila innubila
Lineage: Eukaryota; Metazoa; Arthropoda; Insecta; Diptera; Drosophilidae
Gene: SmydA-7
Product: SET domain-containing protein SmydA-8
Exons: 4
Coding region: 278-1747 (489 amino acids)
Source: RefSeq, a predicted model, not a curated record